Penicillium odoratum is the source of this 1458-nucleotide messenger RNA. RefSeq names its product ribose phosphate diphosphokinase subunit PRS1. Gene Ontology annotation, biological process: 5-phosphoribose 1-diphosphate biosynthetic process; ribonucleoside monophosphate biosynthetic process; purine nucleotide biosynthetic process. The coding region runs from base 1 to 1458 and encodes 485 amino acids. Gene Ontology annotation, molecular function: ribose phosphate diphosphokinase activity; magnesium ion binding. Gene Ontology annotation, cellular component: cytoplasm; ribose phosphate diphosphokinase complex. The transcript is spliced from 5 exons. Lineage: Eukaryota; Fungi; Ascomycota; Eurotiomycetes; Eurotiales; Aspergillaceae. The record is from RefSeq and is a predicted model, not a curated record.
AUGCGGGGUGUGCAAAUUUUCUCGGGCAAUUCCCAUCCCGGCCUCGCAGAUACUAUUUGUGAACGGCUGGGUACUUCGCCCGCCAAGGCAGACCUUGGCAAAUUCGCCAAUGGCGAGACAAGCGUGAACAUCAACACCUCGGUACGAAACCAGGAUGUCUACAUCAUCCAGAGUGGCAGCAGUAAGAUCAAUGACAGUGUAAUGGAGCUGUUGAUUAUGAUCUCUGCAUGCAAGGGUGGUUCGGCCAAGUCGAUUACUGCGGUCAUGCCGUACUUUCCCUACUCGCGCCAAUCCAAGAAGAAGAGCCACCGCGGUGCUAUCACGGCCCGCAUGCUCGCGAACCUACUCUCCAUCGCCGGCGUGGACCAUGUCAUCACCAUGGACUUACAUGCAUCUCAGAUGCAAGGCUUCUUCGGCAAACCCGUCGAUAACCUCUUCGCCGAACCGUUUAUUGCCCGCUGGAUCCGGAUGAACGUGGCUGGCUGGAAGGACGGCGUGGUAGUCAGUAAGAAUGCCGGUGGUACCAAACGGGUCACCUCGCUGGCCGACGCGUUGAAGUUGAACUUUGGUAUCGUGACUACCGAUCGUCGGCGACCGAAGGUUCCGAUGACAAUGUCCGACAGCACUGUUUUCUUCGAUGCGAUGGACGAGGAUAGCCGACCCAAGGAUCAGCUGUUUGCAGCUCACAUGCAGCGUGUCAAUGCCACGCCCCCUAUUCGGGAGGAACCUGAAACUCCUAGCACACCGGAGUCUUUGUUGCGUCCCGAGACUCCCCCGGCUGCCCGUCGUCCGUCGGAGUUGGAGGCUGCUUGCGAGUACACUGAUGUGCGGGUGCGGGAUGUGGUGACUGGCCGUCUGGUGCAGGGUCAGUUGGUAGAUGAUGAUUACCAUGCUGACUCAGCCUCCCAGUCUGGCGGCACUACCCCCGGCGCUGGCAGUGGCGCUGGCGAUGACGUUGAACACACGGAAGUCCCAGAUGCCAUGAUGAACUCGAUGAUCUCUAAUGUCUCCUCGUUGGCCCCUGAUCAUGCUCUGGGCGGCUCAUUCGAUGCAGUUGAAUCUGAUGAUGACGAGGCCAGCGUGGCUGGCUUUGAGCACGAGAAGACCAUCACCCUGGUCGGUGAGGUGCGUGACCGAGCCGUGUUUAUUGUGGAUGACAUGAUUGACAAGAGUGGAUCAUGGAUCGCCGCCGCCGAGACGGUUGUGAAACGCGGUGGAGCCCGAAAGGUGUACUGCAUCGCCACUCACGGCCUGUUUGGAGCUGAGUCCCUUGACCAGCUGGAAGAAUGUUCGUCCAUUGAUCACAUUGUGGUGACAAAUACUUUCCCGAUCCCGCCGUCCAUGCUCCAGCGGUCCAAGAAGCUAAUCGUGAUCGACAUUUCGACGCUUCUGGCUGAGAGCAUCCGGCGGCAUCACUACGGUGAAAGCGUCUCGGCGCUUUUCCAUCUUAACGAUUGA